AUCUAACAAAACACAUUGAAUAGGAAGGAUUAGUAUUUGAAAAAUUACCAAAACUAAGGGUUAAGGGCUCCACAUUUAUCUUUUAAUCUGUUUCAUGUAAUUUGUAACUUUUUAUUUUGGAAAUGACCCCUUAUUAAUCUUUCAAACAUUUUACUUAUCUUUCAUUACUUUGUACUCCACGUGUUAAAUAUUUUAUCAAAUUCAAUCCAAAACCAAACAAAAUUAUAAUUAGGUUUAUAUAUAUAUAUAUAUAUAUAUAUAUAUUUCAUGAUAUACCACUGAGUUUCUUUGAUAUUGACCAUAUACCACACGAAAUGUUUUAAUUCACCAUAUACCAUUGAGUUUACGUCCGUUAGCACAAAAUACCAUUAAUGAUAACUGCCGUCAGUGUGCCGUUUGUGGUAAAUUAUCAGUAUGCCCUUACGCAUUCAAUUGGGUGCCAUUCUUAGGCUUGACUUCCACAAACACAACGUAUUUCUUCAAAAAAUUGAUCCUCCAUCUUUCUUCUUCUCCAUUCAAGAAACUUUAUAUUUGUCUUCAUUGAUCUAGAACCCUUAAAAUCCAUCAAAAAUCCUUAAAAUUCUUAAAAUCGAUUUGUUGUAAAGUGAAUUGCAAGUUUGUGAAGUGAUUUAGAACCCAAACACAGGUGGUUGUGACUGAAUUUCGCACAAAGUUCGCUAAUUCGGUGGAUUAAGCAUACGCAAGGUAUUACUAUCCUUAUCCAUUUGCAUUUCGAGUUCUGAUUUUGUAUUUUUUUUGCAAAAUUGAGUUAGGGUUAGGGUUAAGUGUGAUAAGUUGCAUGCGAAUUUGAAUUAUGCUAAAGUGAUGUGUUUUUGUUUUGUAUGCGAUUUAUAAUUUGGAUUGUGAUGUAAUGUGUUGUUGGUAAAUGUUGUUGUUAGGAUAAGUACAAUGUGGUUGUUAGUUCGUGCUCCAGGGGGUACUUUUGAUGUGAGGGUGGAUGACACUAAUAAGACCAAUUUGAUGGAGUUGAUUGAGUAUAUGUUUGAGGAUUCAGUGAAACAGAACUUAUAUCUCCCUAAAUACUUCACCCUGUUUGUCACCAAACCUAGAACAAAUCGUAAAUUAGAGUUAGUUGAUGAUGAGGGCAAUGUUGAAAAUGUGGGAGUGGAAUGAAGGGAAUAGUGAAAUUGAAGUGUUUAUAGAAGAGACAAAAACGCCAUCCCUUGUGUUUCAGUCUGCAGAAGCUAGUUGGGUAAAAACUUUGAAGAACGGGGCUGAAAAUAUUAGGGGCAAGAAAACCUAAAGAGUGGUUGAAGAAAUUGAUGUUGAGUCUGAUGCUUGGCCUUCUGAUGAUAGUGAAGAUGGUGAUUAUGAAGCUUCUGAUGUUGAGGCUGAUUCUGAUAUGGAGUUGGACAGUGAGGAUGAGUACAUUGUGAGAGAAGAAGAUGUUCGUGAUAAUAUACAUGAGAAGACCUUUGAGGAUUACUUAGAUGGGUCUCAUGUGUUAGACAAAAUGUACAAAAAUGGUAAAAUCUGGUAUCAAUUACCAUUUGGAUCUAUUGUUCUUGAGGAGUGGUUGAUAUUUAAAACCAAAACACAGUUUCUAGAUGUAUUCAGGGAUUACUGCAUACAAGAGAGCUUCUCUGUUUCAGUUGACCAUGUUGACAGUAAGAGGUACAUAGCAAGGUGUUUGAUGAGGGAUUGCACUUGGAGGAUUUAUGCUUUAGUUCUAAGAGACAAAGUCAGUUGGGCCAUAAAGAAGCUAGAAGGAGAGCAUGCAACUUGUGGGAGGUUGGAAGAGAAUCCUAUGAUCUCUUCAGCAUGGCUAUGCAAACAAUUGUUACAAGACUUAGAGGCAAACCUAAAUGUCCCAGUUGAUUUAUUGCAGAGGCUGUGCAUGAAAAGGUACAUGAUCCAUGUGAAGUUGAGAUUGUUAUACAAAGUGAAGAGUUUAGCGAGGGAGCAAUUACAUGGUGGUUUUGCCGAGUCCUAUCCAGCUCUUCCAAAGUAUGCUGAAAUGAUAAAGUCCACAAAUCUUGGGUCUUAUGCUCUAGUUACAUGGACUGACAGUUUGCAAUUUAAAGCCUGUUUCAUAUCUUUUACAGUUCAAGUGAGAGGAUUCUUAGGUGGUUGUGGACCUAUCAUAGGAAUAGAUGUUGCACAUUUAAAUGGGUAUUACAAAGGGGUUAUGCUCACUGCAGUUGCAAUAGAUGGGAAUAAUGAGAUCUUUGUGUUAGUCUAUGGGAUUGUUGACACAGAGAGCAUAGAUUCCUGGACUUAUUUUUUCAGAAACUUGAGGUGCUUGUUUGCUCAGUAUGAAUCUUAGAAGGAUGACUGGACUUUUAUCAGUGACAGGAUGAGGGUAAGUUUUUUUGAGAUUUGAAGCUGUUUAUUAACUUAGUCUUAUUUUUUAGGGGGUUGAAUCAGCUUUGUUUAAGGUGUUCCCAAGAGCUACCAAGAGAAUAUGCUGCCAGCAUUUGUACUCAAAUUACAAGGCUGCAGGAUGGAGUGGGGCAACAUUUCAUAAGAUGUUUUGGAUUGCGGUAAAUGCCUACAAUGAGUACGUUUUCGAAAAAGUUAUGUCCAAGAUAAAAGAGUUUGAUGCAGCAGCAUAUGACUAUCUUAAAAAAGUAGAAGAGCAGUGGAGUGUGCACAUGUUUGACACGACAGUUUGUUAUGAUCUUAACACAACAAACUUUGUAGAGUCAUUCAAUGCAAUAACAAAGGCCAACAUGGACAUGCCUGUGUUGACAUUGCUGGAAGAUGUCAGGAAUUGGUGCAUGAAAAGGAUGGGUUCCAGGUUCAAUGUGCCAGAAAUUGCACCACCCUAAGGGAAAAUAAAUGCUGGCAGGCCACCUAAGCAAAUGAGAAGAGUUGCUCAUGAAGCAAAAAAAGGAAAGAGGCAUAAGAAUAACAAAUGCAGCCUAUGCAAAAAACUAGGCCACAAUGUAGUGACAUGCAAGGCAAAAAAGGCAUCAUCAAAGAAGGCAGCACAUGCAGCUUCCUCUUCACAACAAGGCAACACAAAGGGAAAGAGAAAUGCUGCUACUUAGCAUUGUUUAGUGUCAUUUUUUUGGUGAACAGUGUUUAUUGUCAAGUUAUUUUUGAACAAAAUGUUAACUACUUGGUUUGUAUGACACUUCUUUUGUUUAUCAUAAUUCCAAUGGCUAUAUUUUUAAAAAAAAUGGUAUUUGAAGCAAAUAAAAAAAGUAAAUGGUAUACAGU
Amaranthus tricolor (Joseph's coat) is the source of this 3186-nucleotide messenger RNA. RefSeq lists its product as uncharacterized. The transcript has 2 exons. Lineage: Eukaryota; Viridiplantae; Streptophyta; Magnoliopsida; Caryophyllales; Amaranthaceae. The record is from RefSeq and is a predicted model, not a curated record. Bases 1364 to 2287 code for a protein of 307 amino acids.